Chilo suppressalis (striped riceborer) is the source of this 1998-nucleotide messenger RNA. The record is from the annotation of a GenBank genome assembly. NCBI's taxonomy places the organism in Eukaryota, Metazoa, Arthropoda, Insecta, Lepidoptera, Crambidae.
CGACAGACAGUAAAAAAAAACAAAAGCAAAACUAACAAAGUAAACACAACAAUUGAUUUAACUAUGAUUGCUGCACCAAAAUAUUCUAUUGAUUCUUCGCCUUUAAAGAUUGACUUUUACGUAUGCUGAGGAACUCACGUACGGAAUUGAAGAAUCCCCGCUUCAUUUUGCUAUUUACAGGAUAUACGCUAUGGUUGCUGUAAAAUGAAAUCGAAGUGUCGUACAUCGAUGACGUCAUUUCCACUCCCUGUAAAAUAGAGAGAUUAGUGUCGAUUCUGGCAGGAUUCUCUAAACUUAUAACUAAAUUUAACAUCAUCAGUCUGUCCUUUUCAUUCUGUAUAGAGAAUGACAGAGAUUUGAAUGUUGUCAAAUUUAAGUUUAGCUUGAUAGAAUCAUACCAGAAACAACACCUUAUUACUAAGAUAAAUAUAGAGUGGAACGUACACGGUUUAUUAUGGCCUGCCUUAAUGCCUAUCUUGGCAACCGCAAUAAACCUUAUGUUCUUAUACAAUUUGUAUAAUUAUUAAAGUGAAACUUUAAUUACAUCGCCACAAAAUUUUUCGUUUAUUUUUAGCAUGUCGUAAUAUUGGCCUUCUCAACAAGCAUCUAUGUUUCAGGGGUAGAAAGCUCGCGGCUCGCGGAAAGCGGUUCGAUUCCCAGCCGAGGGGUGAAAAAGGGUGUGGAAGUUUGUAUAGGAAAUCAAUUUUUCCACGCAGAUGAAGUCGUGGCCACCAAUAAGUCGAAAACAAAACUUUUACCUGAAAUUCCUCGCGGAACCUUCUCUUACGCAAUUGUCCGUUAUGCAUUUUCGUGAGCAAGGAAACCUGUUAAUAAUAUUAGCAAUGCUUACAAACAAUGUACUUGAAGAUCGUCUUAGGACUCAAAUGAUAAUACCAGUUUCCAAGGAGACAUAUUUCAACACUAAAUGGAAACCGAAGGCGGCACCUCUGUGUGCAUACGACAUGCUGUAUCACCCACCUGACUACAACCCCAAGUCCGCGAGGUCCGACCGACAGGAAAUUGAUAUUAUUAGAAAGAAUAUUUGGAUGCAAGAACUACACAAAGGCAUAGCGUCGACUACGCAUUUUCAAAUGGGGCGUCCCAAACGAAAAAUUUAUGACAUACCAACAAAGCAGUUUGUUAGGGUACAAGUGAAGAACGAAAACCCGCAUAUAAGAAUAAACAACGUGCUGGAAUGGGCUAAGCUACUCAACGAAGGGAAACCAUUGUGUGAAAUAUAAACUUUAUGUAUUGAUGUGUACGUUUAAAAUUUCUAAAUCACUGGUAUUGAAACAAAUAUAAGACUAUAAGGGCAUAUCAUCAAAUUUACCUUUAGUUAUCUCAAAAUGAAAUGAAAUUAUUCUUUAUUCAAAUUGACUUAUUGAAAGCUCUUUUAAAUCGUACAAUAUUUUGUCCUACUAUUUAGGACAUCUCUUAGCUGAUGAGAAAGGGCGCAAGAAACCCAUAAGCUUGUUGUUUGUUGUUAAAUGUUGCAUUUAAAAAAAAACAAGCCGCUACCAAUACAACGUCCACUCACAUUUUGAUUGCUGUGUCAUACAGCAUAAGUACAAACAGUGUUCAUAUUAGGUGUAAUAGAUAACCUCUCGAAAGUUACGCAGUAUAGAGCUGACUCAUCCCCGCUGGCAGCACCCGUUCACGAGCAUGACGCAUGAACCAGCCAUCGCUUUGCUCAGCCAUAUUUAAGGGUACUUAACGACCCUCAUAUCGCAACUAAUGACUGAUAGCGAUUUUAAGUACGAUUUUGAUAUGCUGUUUUAUAUGAAAAGAGUAUCUUAAGAUCGUAGUCUAAGCGAUCUGUAAAUACGGGCCUUAGGCACUGGACUAAUUAGACUAACAGUGUUCUACAACGAUGCAUGUUUAAAACAAGCACUUCUUGGUUCCUUGAUUUAUCCAGGGCCGUUCCAUGGCUACCAGAUCGUAUAAUUUUAUACAAAACGUGUAUAAUGGGCAGUGGCGUAGCCUGCCUUUGCGGGGCCC